Messenger RNA from Colius striatus (speckled mousebird), 4995 nucleotides. RefSeq names its product protein kinase C zeta (gene PRKCZ). The coding region runs from base 423 to 2198 and encodes 591 amino acids. Lineage: Eukaryota; Metazoa; Chordata; Aves; Coliiformes; Coliidae. The transcript is spliced from 19 exons. The record is from RefSeq and is a predicted model, not a curated record. Gene Ontology annotation, biological process: protein phosphorylation. Gene Ontology annotation, molecular function: protein serine/threonine kinase activity; protein binding; ATP binding.
GGGCAGUCCCGAGGGCGUUGGGUGGGGAGGCCUGGGAGAGCCGACUCUUUCCGACUGUCCCAAGCGACAGUCGCCUCAGGGUCGCUUCACACUCGCGGACCGGCGGGCGCUGAGGAUUCAGGAUUAAAGAUAUCUCAGGAUUCGUGCGGGAAGGGGCUGCGUGAUCCUGAGUACCCUGUAGAAGAGGAGAGCCCAGGAGACUGCAUUCUGAAGUCUCUACUUGGUACCUAUGUCCUUCCUUCCCCAGGCAGUGCGGUUAGGAAUCGACGUGAAAAUAUAUAUACCUGGAUUAAAAAAUCAUCUGGAGGAGAAACGCCUAUUUCACGUGUGAAGCUGUUCACUUCAGAAUUAAAUGAGUUGUCCGUCUUGAAUGAACUUUCUUUAUAUAUUUAUAAUUUCAUUUGAACUGCUAAAUACAGACCAUGCCUAGCAGAAUGGUCUCAAAAAUGGAUUUAAACAAAGACUUCAUCAGAGUGAAAACACACUAUAGUGGGGACAUCUUGAUAACAAACUUGGAUGCAUCGAUAAGCUAUGAUGAACUUUGUGAUGAAGUGCAUGAGAUGUGUAAUUUACAACAGGAACAGCCAAUUACACUCAAGUGGAUUGAUGAUGAAGGUGACCCAUGUACCAUCUCAUCUCAGAUGGAACUGGAAGAAGCAUUUCGUUUGUACUGUCAAAACAGAGAUCAAGGGCUGAUUAUUCAUGUUUUCCCAAGUACUCCAGAGAAACCUGGCAUGCCUUGUCCUGGAGAAGACAAAUCGAUCUACCGACGUGGAGCCAGAAGAUGGAGGAAGCUGUACCGAGUGAAUGGGCAUUUGUUUCAAGCCAAACGUUUUAACAGAAGAGCGUAUUGUGGCCAGUGCAGUGAAAGGAUAUGGGGUCUCGGAAGGCAAGGCUACAAGUGUAUAAACUGCAAAUUGUUGGUCCAUAAACGUUGUCAUAUACUUGUUCCACUGAGCUGCAAAAGGCAUAUGGAUUCGGUCAUGCCUUCCCAGGAACCUCAGUUAGAUGAUAAAAAUGAUGAAGUUGAUCUCCCUUCAGAAGAAACUGAUGGAAUUCCCUACAUUCCUUCAAGCCGGAAACAGGACAUUAAAGAUGACUCUGAGGAUAUCAAACCAGUCAUUGAUGGAAUGGAUGGAAUUAAGAUUUCUCAGGGGCUUGGACUACAGGACUUCGAUUUAAUCAGAGUUAUUGGACGUGGAAGUUAUGCCAAAGUUCUUUUAGUUCGGUUAAAAAAGAAUGAUCAAAUUUAUGCUAUGAAAGUAGUGAAAAAAGAAUUGGUCCAUGAUGAUGAGGAUAUUGAUUGGGUACAGACAGAGAAACACGUGUUUGAACAGGCAUCCAGUAACCCGUUCCUAGUUGGUUUACAUUCAUGCUUUCAAACAACAAGUCGAUUGUUUCUCGUCAUAGAGUAUGUAAAUGGAGGAGAUCUGAUGUUCCAUAUGCAGCGGCAGAGGAAACUUCCUGAAGAACAUGCAAGGUUUUAUGCUGCUGAAAUUUGUAUUGCUCUAAAUUUUCUACAUGAAAGAGGCAUAAUAUACAGAGAUUUAAAACUGGACAAUGUUCUUUUAGAUGCAGAGGGUCAUAUCAAGUUAACAGAUUAUGGCAUGUGCAAGGAAGGUUUGGGCCCUGGUGACACGACAAGCACUUUCUGUGGGACACCAAAUUAUAUUGCACCAGAAAUCCUCAGAGGAGAAGAAUAUGGGUUCAGUGUAGACUGGUGGGCUCUUGGUGUGUUGAUGUUUGAAAUGAUGGCAGGAAGGUCUCCAUUUGAUAUUAUUACUGACAAUCCAGACAUGAACACUGAAGAUUACCUCUUCCAAGUUAUUCUUGAGAAGCCAAUCCGGAUUCCAAGGUUUCUUUCUGUCAAGGCUUCCCAUGUGUUAAAAGGAUUUUUAAACAAGGAUCCCAAAGAAAGGCUUGGCUGUCAGCCCCAGACAGGAUUUUCUGAUAUCAAGUCUCAUACGUUUUUCCGCAGCAUAGACUGGGAUCUGCUGGAAAAGAAGCAAACAACCCCUCCAUUUCAGCCUCAGAUCACAGACGAUUAUGGUUUGGAUAACUUCGAUACACAGUUCACCAGCGAACCUGUGCAGCUAACCCCAGAUGAUGAAGACAUAAUAAAGCGAAUAGAUCAGUCAGAAUUUGAAGGAUUUGACUACACUAACCCAUUGUUGCUGUCAACAGAAGAAACAGUAUGAAGGAAUGACAUCUUCCUUGGGACAAUAUGAAUGACCUUUUAAAUUUAUCCUUAACUACAGUAUAUGCAUGCAAGGCUGGGGAACUGUCACAGUUUGGAUGGAGACCAAUGACUUAAAAAAAACAAAUUGCUGCUGAAAAUCAAAGAAGAGAGAAAAACGAUAUUGGUGGGUGUCUUCUGCCACUUAGUGAUUAUUAAGUUCCAGGCACUGACACAUCUGGCUUCAUUAAUGAAGGAAAUUUGCAUUUUGUGCCUGUUUCAUGAAGGACUGAAACAUUCAUUGCAUCUCUGGAAAAGGAGAUUCUGAACAAACUUUGAGAUCCACACGCUUUCUACAGACACUUGGUGCAAUGAGCUACCAGUUGAAGAAUAUUACAGUGUAACAUCCUGAAGAAUAAAAUAUAUUACGGUGGUGUUGAAGCUUAUUUUUGAUGCCUUUUUUCACAAGUGGUACCUGUCUAAACGUCUCAGAUAUAUUUAAAAGGAGUUGUGUUUUAUUAGCAAUCAAAACAUAAAUUUGGGUACAAGAUUUAAGUGCCUACACGGAUAAACUCCACUGAAGAAUUAUUACACAUUGGGAACGUUCUUAAACCUGGUAAGUUCUGCUUGUUAAUAUUAAGUAACUAUUUACAUAGGAAGCAUACAGUUGACAGCUGCAGCCUGAUGUUCAUUUGCAUCGUUAUAGGAUUUGAAUCGCAGAGUGACUCGGCAAUAUUAAUUCCAAAUUAGAACCUUUAGUAUUGAUUUCCAGAGCUGUUGGUUGAAGCUCCAAAUUUACCACAAUGCAGAUUGACAAAGACUAAAUUUGCACACCAAGGAUUUCUGAAAAUACUUCAGUAGUGCCUACACCUACAAGGAUGUUGUGUUGUAUAUUAGAUUUUUUUAAAGUAUUUUUAUCAACGAUACAAAUAUUCAGAAGUAGAGCAAAAGCGUAAUGAGCAUAGCCUUAAAGUGAAAUAGUGACUCUAGAAUAACCACAAAUAAAUGAAGUACACUGUCCUGAUAAAGCACACCUCCUAAUUAUGAUAAACUGUCUGCUUACAGUUGCUCAGUGUGUGUUAAUAACUAAUCUUUCAACAGAGGAGAAUGGGAUGUGUUGGUGAAGUGAUUUCCAUGGAAGUAGUGAACUUUUUAAUGGAAGAAAAAUGAAUCUUCAAGUAAUUGGAUAAAGCAAAAGAUAACUAUCAAAUCCCUUCUCAUGGAAGCUGAGGGAAUGGGGUGGGGGUGGCAAGGAAAGGAUAUAUUACAUCAAAAACAUCUCAGCUUGGAGAACUCUUACUGUUCCUCGAAUGUAUUUGAUGUGUGCGUCGCUGUCGGGAGCUCCAGAGGCUCUGGAGACGUGCCCGCCUCGAGCCGUACUCACAGCAGAGGCAGGAUUUCUUUCUACUAGAUUUUGGGUUAAUUGUAUUGUGUGGGCUGUAGAGACAAAGAUGGAAAACAAAUCAUCCAGGAAGGAGAAGGGAAAAAAAGAAACCCUGUGCCAUGACAUGUCAAUUGAUUUGGUGUAAAAUGCAGGAGGAACUGCAACGCUUCCAUGUUCUUUACAUUAACAUAUGGUUUUCUCAGGGUACAGCAUUGCAUUAGGUGCUGAACAUGACAUCUUUGGGAUUCACAUCCAAGUCAUGAGGUGCUAGGACGAGACUGCCAAAACAUUGCUUAAAAUUUUCAAUUACUCAUUGAUUAGCAACCCACACGUUCUGUCCCCUCGUUAGGCACAGCUCUGCAGACCUGUGGCUCUGCACUUGCAUGGAUCUCGUUGGGAUUUGAGUUGCGAGUUUCUCUCGGGACUGUAGCUUUUCAUAGUAAGCAAAAUACGUUUUAAUCAGCACUGAAUAAUUUAACCAGUAAGAAGUUCUUGCCUCAAAUGCCUGGACUUUAGAUUCUUUAUCUACUAAAGGAAACAUUUACCUUUUAAAUGUAAUCUGACAUUUUUUAUUCACUCCUAUUUUCCCCUUCUUCCUGGCAAUUACUUUAUUUACCCCAAAUAACUUUUCUUUCAGUGUUUUUCAACUCCCCUGGUAAUAAAACUAAUCCAUAGUUAUCAGAGUGACUGCAGGCAGCUCAUGAAUGGAAAUAUGACAGAUGAAGCUGUCCUUUGACAUGCAAGGGCAUAGGACUUCAAAAUGGAAAUAUUAGAAACACGGGUUGGGGUUGGUUUUUUUUUUUACCCUUUUUUUUCUAGGUUUCAGAACACUUUGGGAGGGAGGGGAGGAAGAACAAAGACACAUUCGCUGAACAAAGUUGUAAAGACUACUCGAUUUUAUUUAAAGUUUUACAGGCAUUUACAAUGUUGCUGUGUUGCCAAAUAGUUUGCUGGAUACAAGUUUGGUUGCUCAUGUGCAAGUGUUUGAAUAAUGUUCUGUUCAUGAUGAAGGGGAAAUUUUUUAUAUAAAGUACUUGUUUUAUAAAUAAAAGAAAAUGAAGGAUGUAAUUAAAUGUGUGGUUUGGAAAAAAAAAUCCUAAUAUAUUACAAAUGGACCUGGUAAUGAUAUAUAGUUGUCUUAUUUGAAAUAGUAAAUGAGAACUCUAGCAAAUUUAAUGAUUGUAAAACAGUAAAUAUGUUCUUGUAAUUUUGUAUCAUUAAUUAGUUGGGAUCUUUGCUGACCAGUUUUACUUGUGCAGAAGAUGGUAUACUAAUCCAUAACAGCUAAGAUCAUUUAUAUUCUUGCACAUCUAUUAAAGACUUUAAUGAAAAAGUUAAUAGACUGUUAUUAUUUAUCAGUAAACUGUGUCCAACUUGCACUUUUUAAAGAGACCCCAUUGUAAAUUAAAUCUAUAGGAUUCUUCCUGUAUUUUAA